Messenger RNA from Melopsittacus undulatus (budgerigar), 4023 nucleotides. RefSeq names its product DNA helicase B (gene HELB). The transcript is spliced from 13 exons. Gene Ontology annotation, biological process: negative regulation of double-strand break repair via homologous recombination. Gene Ontology annotation, molecular function: 5'-3' DNA helicase activity; single-stranded DNA helicase activity. The record is from RefSeq and is a predicted model, not a curated record. NCBI's taxonomy places the organism in Eukaryota, Metazoa, Chordata, Aves, Psittaciformes, Psittaculidae. The coding region runs from base 68 to 3205 and encodes 1045 amino acids.
CGUCUCCUUCCGCGCCGGGCGCGGUGCGGCCGCAAGGAUCCUCCCGUCAGCGCGGCCCGGUAGAGGCAUGGCGGCGGGCCGGCAGCGGCCUGCGCCAGUGCUCGAGCUGUGGGGGGUGCUGCUGCCGCUGCGGCGGGAGGCAGCGGGGGACUCGGAGGAAGAGACCGACGAGGAGGCCGAGGAGGAGCCGCACUUGGCGGAGGCUGCGUUCCUGGACGGUUCCGGGCAGAAGCUGGCGGCCGCGCUGCCCCCCCGUCGAGCCGUUAUUAUACAAGAAGACAACACUGAGAAGGAGUAUGAAGUAGUUGGACGUUUUCCAUUAGUUGGCCCUUGGUGGAGAGUUAAUGUUAAAGCUAAAAAACUGGGGUCCAAGUACUUCGUGCAAGGAUAUCCAUCGUAUUUUCUGCGGACUGCUAUAGACGAAAACAACCGACAAGUCUUUUCGCUCUUUCUUAAGGAAUGUGCCGUUCCAGAGUAUUUUAGAGAAAAGUUUUUUACUUGGCUUCCUGAGGAGUCCGUGCUGAGUUUUGGGAAUCUUGAAAACACCCUAAAAGAAUUCCAAGCUUCACACUUACCGGCAGGGGUUAAGCAAAGAGACACGAAGAAUUAUGACAUCUUCUACUAUGUUUCAAAGUCAUUUGCAGGAAAGGCAGCAUUGGUAGCUCUGACUUUUCCUAUGAUACUGGAGUUCCUGCCCAUUCUUCUGCCACGCCAUUUUUGCUGUCUGUUGGAUAUGGUGUGUUGGCAAAGAAAGACUGGGAAGAACAGCGGUACAGAUAGCAAGGAAGAGUAUUUUCAAGACAAGAUGCUAACAAAAUUGGACGAGAUCUUAAAGAAUGAGCUAUGGAAACUUGGAUUCAGCAGGAUCAUCUAUAGAGAACUGAAACUUCCCUACUGUGAGGCAACGUGGGCUGCGUUUUGUCAGUGUGAACAUCUCCUCUGGAAGAUCCCUGAGUUGCAGAAGAAUGCGUUAAUUCUGUAUGAUCAGCUCAAGAAACGGUGUAGAGAAAUGGGGCACACUUAUCAAGAUCAAGAUGAAUUAGCUCAUUUUGUAUCUAAAGAUAUGUCCAUUGAGCAUGUUUGGCAAUCUCUUGAAUUUUUGAAGGACCAGAGCAUAGUGAUUAAGGAGAAAAAACUAGUAUUUCUGCCUUAUCUUUAUAAAUCUGAAAAAGACAUUGCAAUGUAUAUAAGUAAACUUCUGUCAAACCGCUCAUGGAAACUGGAUGUUGAUGUGAAAAAGGUACUUAAUGUUUCUGAGACGUCAAGAGAAAUGGUAGAUAUCGGCGUGAAUGUUACCCAGGCACAUGAAAUGGAACAUAUGAACGAAAAUAGUCCAGAUAAUCAUAAUUGUGAAAAUCACUUUGCUGAAAAGGAAGUGGGGUCUACAUCUGGUACCCAGAGUAAAGCAGAGUUAGACUUAGAUCAGGUGAUUGCUUUGGAGAAGAUUUGUUCUAAUCCCAUCACAAUCAUAAGUGGAAAAGGAGGCUGUGGGAAGAGUACCAUAGUUAGCUACCUUUUUCGUCACUUGAAGCAGAUGGAAAAAGAAGUGGAAGCUGCUUCUAAGGCCUUUGAAGAAGACCUGGAUGCAUCUGAGGAAUGGAAUGCCUUUGAUCUUAGCGGGGAGUCAGAGAAUAUGUACGCAAAAAAAAAUGUGCACGUACUAUUUACUGCACCUACAGGGAGGGCUGCAGGCCUUCUGAGUCAAAAAACAAAUAUUCCUGCAUAUACACUGCAUCAGAUAAUCUAUAGUUUCAGAUCCUGGAGGCAGAGUGAACAAUUACAGCCAUGGAAAUUUUCUACUGUGACAGUUCUGAUUGUGGAUGAAGGAAGUUUGGUGUCUGUACACAUUCUGAGUUUGGUUUUAAAACUCUUAUUCGAGCAUGCUCAGCUUGCCAAACUUAUUAUCCUAGGUGAUACUAGACAGCUACCAAGCAUAGACCCAGGAAACAUGUUAGCUGAUAUCUUUGAGGGCCUAAAAUCAAGAGGCUUUUCUGUGGAACUGCGAACUAAUCACAGAGCUGAAUCACAGCUAAUUGUAGAUAAUGCAUCAAGAAUCUCUCACCGGCAGCUGCCUGAAUUUGAUGAGGUGCUGAAAGUUUCUGCUUGGAAUGAGGAAAUGAAAAUGCCAGGCCCAGAGAAGAAGUUCAUUUUCAUUGCUUUGCCUGCUGGCGGGGGUUGUGACAAGUUGCAAACUGCCAUAAAGACUUUACUUAAAAAAGGACCAGGAUUGCAGGAUGCCAAACAAUCACAGUUCAUUGCUUUCAGAAGGCAAGAUUGCGAUGUAAUAAAUGAACUUUGUUGCCAACACUAUUCGAAUCAUUUAACCAGAGACCAUAAAAAACGCCUCUUAUUUCAAAUUGAUGACAAGAUUUCUUGCACACGGAAUACGUACCUCAAGGAUCUCUUGCCAGGUUGUGGUUUUGGGGGGGGUCCUUAUCACCAUGAACACAAAAGUGGAGAAAGCGCUCUCACUGCAGACACUGCUGAGGAGGGCAAGCGACUGUGCAAUGGAGACAUAUUUUUCAUAACAAACGAUGUAGAAAUUAAUAAACAGCGCUUACUGACCAUCAGCAGCACGUACGGCUCUACAUUCACCGUGGAUUAUAAGGCACUGAAGAAGCUAUGCCACAUAAAACAUGCAUGGGCCAGAACUAUUCACACAUUUCAGGGUUCUGAGGAGAAAACUGUUGUCUAUGUGGUUGGCAACCCUGGCCGUCAGCACUGGCAGCAUGUGUACACAGCCGUGACCAGAGGAUGUUGCCGUGUCUAUGUUAUAGCAGAAGAGCCGCACCUCAGGAGAGCGGUCACUAACAAGAGUGUGCCCAGAAAAACUCACUUACAGAGGUUUUUGAGAGAGGCAAUUGCAGAAAGGAGCAGCUGUCCCGGACACACUUCCUCUCCCCUGACCAAGAGCUGGCUGAGUCAGGACCCUGAGACCCAGUCUGUUCGUCUAACCCAAGGUGCUCCUGAGCCACCUGAGCCUCUAACAGACCUGAUUAAACAGGCAGAGUCAGCAGUUCUCAUUCAAGAAGAGCAGACAGACAUUUUGCAGCAAAGUGCACGUAAAAGGCAACAAACCCUAGCAGAGAAUUCCGAGGAUGCUAUGGAAACACCCUGGAGAACAGAAGAUUCCCCACUUCAAUCUUCCAGACUUAGGAAUCUAACUUUGGGUCACGUAACUCCUAGGAAGCUUUUAAAGAAGUAACAGCCAAUCAACUGUCCUUAUUAUGAAUCUUUCUUGAACCUGUUCCAUUCAAGAAUUCAGAACAGAGAAGCUGGUUGUGCAGAUAAUUUUCCCGUAUGCUUUCCCGUACUUGCAUGUUCUAUAAAGUACAUGCUGUUUUUGUUUUAAAGUGACCCUUUUCAGAGAUCUGCCCUUUAGUAAAAAGGUUGUGUUGGUCAUCAAAUAUAAUUAUUUUGUUUCAGUGAAGAAAGAGAGGAUCCAGAUGUUCCAUACAAAAAUACCUGGUGAUUUCCAGAUUUGAAGGCUAGCUGCCCAUACCACGAUCUCUCCAUCUCCUAAUGCUACAGAACUGAUGAGAACUUGUUACAUGUGCCAAAACUGUGGUUUGCUCUUGGGAGUCAAAAAGCAGUUUGCAAAGGGGAUGUUUCUGGUGUGUGGCUGUGAGGUUUUCAUUGAUUAUGGGUUUUAAUCUUGUUAAAAGAUUAAAAAUAACAAGAAAGUUGCAACCAGUGACACAGAAAUUUUCCCCCACUUCGUACUUGAGAGAGAUGUACAACUUGCUGCUUCAGCUCACAAUUAUAUGCUGGUAAUGAUCUGGGUAAGAAAUCAAAAUUCCCAGUUGGAGUUAGAUAAAACAUUCCGAUUUCAACUUCUGUGUACCAUGUAUGUGACUUACCGCAUUGUAACUCUGGAGAUCAGCAAGAUGGAUGCUGAUCAAACAUCAGACAAAUUGCACUAAAAUUUGGACAGCUUCCUUUUUUCUUUUUACGUGUACAGCUGGAAUUCCCCCCCCCCCCAAAAAAAAAAAGCUGUGGAAAAAAAUGCCACUUAAUUUUUUA